Aspergillus alliaceus is the source of this 1359-nucleotide messenger RNA. RefSeq names its product glycoside hydrolase superfamily. NCBI's taxonomy places the organism in Eukaryota, Fungi, Ascomycota, Eurotiomycetes, Eurotiales, Aspergillaceae. Gene Ontology annotation, cellular component: extracellular region. The transcript has 5 exons. The record is from RefSeq and is a predicted model, not a curated record. Gene Ontology annotation, molecular function: chitin binding; chitinase activity. Gene Ontology annotation, biological process: carbohydrate metabolic process; chitin catabolic process. The coding region runs from base 1 to 1359 and encodes 452 amino acids.
AUGUCCUUUUCAAAGGCCGUUUCGCUUUUGACACUUGCCCUCUCGUCUUUCCAAGGCGCGCAGGCCGCGCUCAAUUUAAAUAACCCAAAUAACAUCGCUGUCUACUGGGGACAGAAUUCAUACGGACAAUCCACCGGUCCCUAUGUUCAGCAGCGUCUAUCAUACUACUGCAGGAACACAGACACAGAUGUGUACCAAAUCUCCUUUCUCACUAGGUUCAAUGGAGUGGGUGGCGCCCCCGAGGUCAACUUCGCAAACGCGGGUGAUAACUGCACUACAUUUGAGGGCACCAACCUCCUAAACUGCCCCCAAAUUGCCGACGAUAUCAAAGAAUGCCAGUCUCUGGGACGGACCAUCCUCCUCUCAAUCGGAGGAGCUACCUACAAUGAGGGUGGCUUCGCCAGUGAGUCGGCCGCUAAGGCCGGUGCCAAAAUGAUCUGGGAGACCUUUGGACCUGUCACCAAUUCCUCGGCAAAACGGCCCUUCGGCGACGCAGUCGUCGACGGUUUUGACUUCGACUUCGAAGCCGUUUCCAACAACAUGCCCGCCUUUGCCAACCAACUGCGUUCCUAUUACGAAACGGACACCUCGAAAAAAUACUACACGACAGCUGCACCCCAGUGCCCGUAUCCGGAUGCAGCGGAUGGCCCAAUGCUGGACGGUACUGUGUACUUCGAUGCUAUUUGGGUCCAGUUCUAUAACAAUUUCUGCGGUCUCCAGUCAUUUGUGCCGGGUAGCACGACUCAAAACAACUUCAAUUUCGAAACAUGGGAUACCUGGGCCCAUAAGACCUCUCUGAACAAGAACGCCAAGGUCUUCGUCGGGAUCCCUGGUAACAGGGGAGCGGCAGGUAGCGGGUACCAACCAGUCGACGUUGUCAGCCAGAUCAUCCAAUACACCAAACGGUUCAGCAGUUUCGGCGGAAUCAUGAUCUGGGAUGCGAGCCAAGUGCAAGCCAACAGCGGUUUCCUUUCCGGCAUCCGGUCUGCGUUGGGUGGCAGUAGUGGUGGCGGCGGAUCUUCCUCGACAAGCUCGACAACCACAACCAGUAAGACAACUUCUUCGACCCCUUCAACCCCGACGACAACUACAAGCACAACCUUAACUAAAACAACAAAGCCCACCACUAGUCCAACGACGACCACGUCAACAGCAUCUCCCCCGUCAACCACCUGCCCGGCUGCCGGACGGACAUGCCCCAGCACCGGAGCCUUCGCUUGUAACGGCAACCAAUUCGGCAUUUGUGACAAUGGAAAGUGGGUGAUGCAGCAGUGCCCAGGUAGCCUUGCCUGUGUUCAGAGUGGAUCGGGUGUGUACUGUGACUUUCCGGGACCGGCUGGCAGUGUCCCUUGCUCUUGA